Messenger RNA from Lotus japonicus, 1881 nucleotides. RefSeq lists its product as uncharacterized. Lineage: Eukaryota; Viridiplantae; Streptophyta; Magnoliopsida; Fabales; Fabaceae. Bases 272 to 1408 code for a protein of 378 amino acids. The transcript is spliced from 5 exons. The record is from RefSeq and is a predicted model, not a curated record.
CAACUCACUUGUAUUCUACUACACUGUAUCCCCUCUUUCUCUCUCUCUCAUGCUUUUCUUUUUCCUUUCUUCCCUGCUCUCUCUGCUGGGUCCCUUAGCCUGCUAACACAGCACAUUCACACUCUUCACAGCUGGAUCAUUAUUAAAUCAAACUUCCUCAACCAGCAACAACAAUAAACUUCAUCUUCCUCGUUCAUCUCAUAACGGCUUCACUCUCUCUCUCUAAACCCUCUCUCUCUCUAAACCCCGUUUUCUCUGGUUUCCCUCUCCGAUGGCUAAACCUACAGAAGAUGCUGAGCUCGAUGCUGAGUUGGACGCCGCGUUCGGCUUCCCUUCUGAGUUCCCCUACGAGUUUGACUCGUUCGGAGCUGAACCGGUUGACUCGAAUGAGACAGAGAACAGCGACGAGGAGGAGGAUUUCUUCGCCGGCUUGACUCGCCGGCUGAGUCACGAAACUCGGAAGCAGCAGCAACUCACUGUUCCCAUGGCUGAGAGUAAGGACAAGACUCAGCAAGCCAUGGCUGGCUCGCCUCAGUCUACGCUCAGCGGGAUCGGAGGCUGGUCUGGUUGGAGCGACGGAAGCCCAAACGGGUCGACCCGGGUACCGUCGCCGACGACGACGUCGCUGUCUGAAAACGACGCCUGGGAUGUGUUGUCCGCCGCCGCGGGGCAGGUGGCAAGGUUGAAGAUCACCGGCGAGGCUUCCGGGCUUGAUUUCCAAAACAGAGGACAACUGGGUAGCAGUGGCGGCGGCGGCGGCGGUAGUAGAAGUGCCUUUCCCCCACCCAUUGCGGUGGGGAAUCGCCACACACCGUUGAAUCUCUCUCAGAUUCAGUACCAGCAGGUGGAGAAGACGCAGCCACAGUGUGGUUCUGUGUGGGGAAGACAAGCCAAGAGCACCACCACCUGGUCAACUCAGCAGGUUCAGGUUCAGAACAGAGUGCGUGAUUUGGGGUAUGGCUAUGAGAAUGCAAAAUGCGUGCGCCCUUUGCCUCGUUCUUCAUGGCACCCACUUCAGGUCAAGCUUCAAAACCACCAGCCACCGUUUGGCGGAUCCGGGUCAGGGUCACGACCCGGGUCACAGGGUGGAUCUGGUGUGAAAAGGGGUUGUGCUGGAACAGGGGUGUUCUUACCUCGACAAUAUGGGGCCCCUCCUCCGGAAUCUUGCAAGAAAACAAAUUGUGCACCUGUUCUGGUUCCAGCUAAGGUGAUCCAUGCUCUGAACAUGAACAUGAACAUUGAUGAACUUAAUGCUGCUAGACAACCACGCCUCUUGAAUGAUCUUGGUGUGGAUUAUGAUGCUUUGAUUGCAAGAAGGAAUGCUAUUCUCAUGCAGCAGAGAUUAAUCUUGCAGCGAAAAGAGGCUGCGAGCUAUGAAAUUCGCUUGCCUCAGGAAUGGACUUACUAACUCCAUUGAUGAUACUUCAAAACAAGAUUCAAUUCCUUUAGUAGUGAAGCUAUUAGUAUUAGGGUUGUGGUAGGAAAUUUUAGCAAUUUAGCUUAUUUUUUCACUAUUAAUAUAUGAAGAUGAUGAUGAAGAAUGUGUUUGGGCUAGUUUAGUUGCAAUAAAUCAUCCGGUUUUUGUGAGAUGCAGCUUUUGGGACCUGUUUGUUAGAUGGAGAAACAGUGAACUGAAAUAUAGUAGUUAGGGUUGAUUAUUGAUAUAAUAAUUAUUGUUUGUAAUAAGGUUAGGGGGUCGUUUUCUUCCAUUUUGAAUCAUGUUGGUGGAAGAAGGGUAAAGUGCUUUAUGUUAGAAUUAGCAAAGGAAAAAGUGUUGAAAGAUUGCCCAUAAGUCUUUGUAGAAGCUCUUGCUGGUUAAAGAAUAGUAUGUAAUAAGUUAUGCUAUUUGUAGUAAUGAUACUCUUGUGUAAUUGCCCAUGA